Gekko japonicus is the source of this 1044-nucleotide messenger RNA. It is a transcript of the gene OPN1SW, whose product is annotated as opsin 1 (cone pigments), short-wave-sensitive. Gene Ontology annotation, biological process: phototransduction; visual perception; G protein-coupled receptor signaling pathway. NCBI's taxonomy places the organism in Eukaryota, Metazoa, Chordata, Lepidosauria, Squamata, Gekkonidae. The transcript has 5 exons. Gene Ontology annotation, cellular component: photoreceptor outer segment; membrane. Gene Ontology annotation, molecular function: G protein-coupled receptor activity. The record is from RefSeq and is a predicted model, not a curated record. The coding region runs from base 1 to 1044 and encodes 347 amino acids.
AUGUCUGGCGACGAAGACUUCUACCUUUACGCAAACAUCUCCUCCGUGGGGCCUUUCGAUGGCCCCCAGUACCACAUCGCCCCAAUGUGGGCCUUCUACUUCCAGACGGCCUUCAUGGGGUUCGUGUUCUUCGCCGGCACGCCGCUCAACGCCAUCAUCCUGGUCGCCAUCGUCAAGUACAAGAAGCUGCGGCAGCCCCUCAACUACAUCCUCGUGAACGUCUCGGCGGCCGGCUUCCUCUUCUGCGUCGUCGCCGUCUUCACGGUCUUCGUAUCCAGCUCCCAGGGCUACUUCAUCUUCGGGAAACACGUCUGCGCCCUGGAGGCUUUCCUGGGCUCCCUGGCAGGUCUGGUCACUGGCUGGUCCUUGGCUUUCCUGGCCUUGGAACGAUACAUCGUCAUCUGCAAGCCCUUUGGGAACUUCCGCUUCAGCGCCAAACACGCCUCCCUCGUGGUGGCAGCAACCUGGUUCAUCGGGAUCGGAGUCUCCAUUCCGCCCUAUUUUGGGUGGAGCAGGUUUAUCCCGGAGGGCCUGCAGUGCUCCUGCGGCCCCGACUGGUACACAGUGGGGACCAAGUACUACAGCGAAUACUACACCUGGUUCCUAUUCGUCCUCUGCUUCAUCGUGCCCCUCAGCAUCAUCGUCUUCUCUUACUCGCAGCUGCUGAGCGCCCUUCGAGCCGUAGCUGCUCAGCAACAGGAGUCCGCCACUACCCAGAAGGCCGAGCGGGAGGUGUCCCGGAUGGUGGUGGUGAUGGUUGGUUCCUUCUGCCUCUGCUACGUCCCCUACGCGGCCCUGGCCAUGUACAUGGUGAACAACCGCAACCACGGCAUCGACCUGCGCAUGGUGACCAUCCCGGCCUUCUUCUCCAAGAGCUCCUGCGUCUACAACCCCAUCAUCUACUGCUUCAUGAACAAACAGUUCCGAGGCUGCAUCCUGGAGAUGGUGUGCGGGAAGCCCAUGGCGGAGGAGUCCGAAGUCUCCAGCGCCUCCCAGAAAACCGAAGUCUCCUCCGUGUCCUCCAGCCAGGUCGGCCCCAGCUAA